Messenger RNA from Pocillopora meandrina, 333 nucleotides. NCBI's taxonomy places the organism in Eukaryota, Metazoa, Cnidaria, Anthozoa, Scleractinia, Pocilloporidae. The record is from the annotation of a GenBank genome assembly.
AUGUAUCAAAAAAAAAUAAAUCAUGGUGGCAGUCUUUAUAUCCACAAAGUAAUUGCUAAAUUGCCAAAACCAAAAUCAGGUUUCACACUUCCUGGACAUAAAUACACAAGACCAUACAACCCUCUUGACAAACGACUGAGAUAUGAUAAAGAUACUGGUGAAAUACUUGAGAUCCAUGAUAAACCAACUGGAAAAACAGAUCCUAUCGCAUUGCAACAUGAUGUUGACUAUUCUGUGAGCAACGAUGACAAAAAAUGUAAGAAUAAAGCAAAUAGAAAAAUGGUGAAAGCACUUGAUGCAGUACCUUAUAAUGAAAGACAGUGGGGUCAUUGG